AUGUGGACUUCCCUUGCCAAUCUAGACUUUGAUGAUGAAAGAGAUAUAUUUGAUGAACCGACAGGUCCCUUUGGCGAGGUUCGUUUUACGAGGUUUGUUGAUCGUGUAUUUCUGUACCGUGAUUCGUCCGACAUUAAAAUACUCAAGCUUAAAAUUCUCUAUCCUGAUGAUUUUUCACGUAUGGAUGAUUGGAUCUGCACAGCCGUUAAGCGUAAUGUUGAGGAAGUGAAACUUAAGUUCUUUUGUGAUUCAUGUGAUUUCAAUGGUUUUCCAUUGCCUCAGAGCCUUUUGAUGUGCAGAACUCUGAAGGUUUUGAAAUUGUGUUCAGAGGUGUCUAUACGUGGAUUUGACAAUUUUGCUGGUGUUUGUUCUAUCCCCAUAUUUGCGCCUGAACUAAAGACGUUGAGAAUAGAAGUGGAUGAUUUUUAUCAGAACGGCUGUUUUUCAAUUAAUUCUCCAAAGCUUGAAUACAUUGAUAUCAAUUCAGCAGGUCUAUCAAAUUAUCAUUUGGUGAAUGCUAACAGCCCAGUCAAUGCCAGUAUUGUUUUGAGAAAAAUUUAUUCUAAGCAUAGAGUAGAAGACCAACUGCUGUACCUUCUGAAACAUUUAGCUGCGCUUUUGUCACAAACAACUGGCAAUUAUCUUUUUCUUGAAAUCCAUGAUCUGUCUCUUCAGGCUUGGUAUCUUCCUUUUGAUUUUGGUAAUGUGAAGCAAAUGAAGCUGGUACUUCAUGAUUGCUAUUACUGGGAAGUACUAGCAGUGCUGCUGACCAAAUCACCUUUUGUAGACCUUGCUCUAGAAAACAGAACUAAAUAUGAUAAGCGUUCAUUGCCACAAUGGGAGCAACCAGAGUCUGCUCCUGUUUGGUUAUUGAGAAACCUCAGCACCAUCACUAUACAGGGAUUCAGGGGUCAUCAGCCUGAGAUGGAUGUUGCACAGUAUGUGUUAAAGAAUGGUCUUGUUUUGAAUAAGAUGAUAAUCUACACAAGCCGUCUGUGUAAAAGAGAGAAGGAAUUAUACAAGGAAUUUUUGAUGUUUGAAAGGGGUUCGGUGACUUGUAAAGUUGAAUUUAUCAGAAUGUAAUUUUUGUUUCUCAAGCAUAUUUUGUUGGAACUCCGGUUGUUGAAAGAAGAUGAUGAACUUUUUGG
Messenger RNA from Fragaria vesca subsp. vesca, 1148 nucleotides. Its product is annotated as FBD-associated F-box protein At5g56380-like. The record is from RefSeq and is a predicted model, not a curated record. The transcript has 4 exons. NCBI's taxonomy places the organism in Eukaryota, Viridiplantae, Streptophyta, Magnoliopsida, Rosales, Rosaceae. Bases 1 to 1083 code for a protein of 360 amino acids.